AUGGCCACAAAUGGCGACGAAUCCCCGUCCCUUCCGGAACGACCAAUUGCGACCAAGGACACGUCCCCACGAACCGACAUCUUCAAUGCCAGCUCCGUGGCCGAGAUCAAGGCGGCUCUGUCCCGCCUCCACACCCAAGAAGCCUCAGUAACUGCACGUCUGGAUGCGCUAGUUACAUCACAGAAAGAUCUCUCCCGGGAACUGGGUCGUCUGGAUUUGAUGCGCGCCCACAUUGGCACUCAAUCAACCACCACCCGAGCGAUUAGCCAUGGGAUGCUUUCUGAGGCAGCGGACACUGCUGAUCGGAUUUCGCGUGCCGUGCGCCGACUAGACUUGGAGCAGGCUCGCGUGAAAGCUACACUGGACGUAGUGGAGCAGGUUGCAGAGCUCAAGGCAUGCGCUCUGGGUGUUGCGGGGUCUAUGGGCGCGUCUCAGGAUUGGGAGACGGCAGCCAGCUAUCUACACCGCGCUGCACAGAUCCCACAAGCGGUGAUCAAUGGAGCAUUCGCCGCAGAGAUGGUCCCGACAGCCGAGGUGCCUGAUUCACCAAGUGUGACUUUGGACACCGCAGCGGAGUCAUUAUGCGGACUGUUUUUGCGGGAAUUUGACAAGGCAGUCAAAGAAAACGACGGGGCGAAGAUUACACGAUUCUUCAAGCUGUUCCCACUCAUUGGCCGAUCUGAGGUUGGACAGGAUGUUUAUGGCCGCUAUGUCUGUCAGGGUGUGGCUGCAAGGGCGCGCAGCAAUCUCAAUGCGAGCACAGGGGCGCAGGCUAAGGACGGGUUCUUUUAUGCCAAUGCUUUGACCAAGCUGUUUGAACAUAUUGCACAGAUCAUCGAUGGUCACGGCGGACUAGUCGAACGUCACUAUGGCCCCCGGAAAAUGGGGCGUGUCAUUGAACGGCUGCAGGUUGAAGCCGAUGUACAGGGUGGCAUUAUUCUAGACACCUGGGGCGACGAGCGACAUGUGGAUCGGAAAUUGAUGGAAAUCAAGUCAUAUGCAUUCACAUUCUUAGUGCAAAGCUUCCUGCCGGCGCAACGUCCAGGUCAGCCUCGGACACAUUCGCCAGCGCCAGGAGGAGCAAGGACUUCUGAAGAUGAAGGGGUCGACAUGAAGGAAAUUGAUGAAAUCCUCAAUGAGAUGGGUAUUAUGCUCGGUCGCUGGUCUCUAUACUGUCGUUUCCUAGCAGACACUUGCAACCCUCCCGUCGAAGGUGAAGACGAUAAUGAGAAAAGAUUCGAGCUCCCUGCCUUCUUGCAGGAGUCCUCUUUGGCGCGCAAGGUCAAUGAUCGACUUGUGACUCCCUUUAAUGCCAUGACCACCUUCUUCUUCCGCCGGUCUGUAGAAAAGGCAUUCCAGCUGGAUGAAUCGCCAUCGGGCUUAAAUAUGAAUUUACAACGACCACUACAAGCAGACACUCCCCACAUCACAUCUGCUGUGGAUGACAUAAUGUACAUUGUCAACAAGGUUCUACAACAAUCAUUGGCCACAUCUCAGGAAUCUGUGGUCACAAAUGUGGUUCCUACGCUGUCUCGUGUGCUUGGAUCUGACUUCAUCGGCAUGACGCAACGCAAGAUGCGUGAUGAAUGCUACCCGCGCGCCCCUGUGCAGGGAGCCCUCCCCCCAGAGCAGACAAUAAUUGCAUUCCUGGUGCAGAUUAACAACCUUGACGUCGCAAUUGACUAUAUACGGCGCAUUGUUCAAAAUACCACUGGCUUGAAGCAGCCUCUUCCCCCCUACAAAGACGGCAACCAAGAGCAACCACCACAGGUCACCGAACAUCUCCUCUCGCUCUUCCCAGCUCCUGCAUCCGCACUUAAGGUUGCAAACACGCUUUACUCUCUUGCAAGCUCAUUCGAAAGUAAGGUCAAUGAUCUUCUCACCGACGGCAUUCAAGUUGUCUUCAACAAUGUCAUCAAACACCGCCUUCGACCCAUCCUUGCUGAUGCAUUCCGCGACAUCGAAUACCACCCAUCAAGCGAUGCCGACCAGCCUAUCGACGAUCAGGAUGACUUCCACGAGCACGACGGCAGCAGCAAAGAGCUUGUCCGUCCUCGCUUUGCAGCCGGCUGGUCAGAGAUGCUUGUCCCGAUAGCUCGUAUCCUCACACAACAAGCAUUCGACCGUCUCCUCGCCGUCACUAUCGCGUACUUUGCCCGUCUGUUAGAAAAACGGUUAUGGUCUUAUCAGGGCCGUGUGAACCCGCUCGGCGCAGGCCGUCUGGAGCGCGACAUUGCUGGCCUAGUCAGCACCGCCGUGGAUGUCGGUUAUGGAUCUGGUACACCCAGCCGCUACCGCCACCGUGAAGCGCUUUCGCGAUGUGUACAGAUGACACUCGUGAUGAGCAUGGACGAAGAUGAGUGGGAUGAAGUGUUACAGGGUGGUGAGGCCGCUGAGGUAGUAGACAAGCUCACCCGGGAGGAGAGAGUACGUGUCCGUGCAAUGGUCAGACGCAGAUAG
This is a messenger RNA of Penicillium longicatenatum, 2460 nucleotides long. Its product is annotated as Golgi transport complex subunit COG4. Bases 1 to 2460 code for a protein of 819 amino acids. NCBI's taxonomy places the organism in Eukaryota, Fungi, Ascomycota, Eurotiomycetes, Eurotiales, Aspergillaceae. The transcript is spliced from 2 exons. The record is from RefSeq and is a predicted model, not a curated record.